Molecule: messenger RNA, 279 nt
Organism: Microthlaspi erraticum
Lineage: Eukaryota; Viridiplantae; Streptophyta; Magnoliopsida; Brassicales; Brassicaceae
Source: the annotation of a GenBank genome assembly
AUGGGCACCAUGAGAUGGCUCCUUAACUUUCUGAGCCAUGCCAACAAGCAAGACGGUAUGGAGAAUCUUGGCCAAAACGGUGUCGUGAAGGCCUCAAGCGGUGGGUUUAAGAUGCCGUUGCAUUACCCAAAAUACACAAAAGAUGAUUACGAGAAGAUGGAAGAAUGGAGGUUGGAUUUGCUUCUCUCGGACUACGGGCUUCUUGCCUUCCAUGUCAACACUCUCCGUGAGAAGCGAGCUAUGGCGAUAGAUACUUUCAUAUGGCCUCAUCACUCGUAG